Messenger RNA from Xenia sp. Carnegie-2017, 778 nucleotides. Its product is annotated as NADH-ubiquinone oxidoreductase subunit 8-like. Gene Ontology annotation, molecular function: 4 iron, 4 sulfur cluster binding; NADH dehydrogenase activity. Gene Ontology annotation, biological process: mitochondrial respiratory chain complex I assembly; mitochondrial electron transport, NADH to ubiquinone. Bases 26 to 667 code for a protein of 213 amino acids. The transcript is spliced from 6 exons. Gene Ontology annotation, cellular component: membrane. The record is from RefSeq and is a predicted model, not a curated record. Lineage: Eukaryota; Metazoa; Cnidaria; Anthozoa; Malacalcyonacea; Xeniidae.
AGAGAGAUUGAGGCAAAAAGAAAAGAUGUCUGCCUUGGUGAGAAAAUCAAAGAUUACCGGGCUGCCUGGCAUAUCAGCCAGUUUGCAUCAUUCAAGAACGCAACUACCCAAAAUUACCAUUAAGCGUACAGCUUACAAACAGGUGACUCAUGAAGCUUAUGACAUAGAUAUGAGCAGUGAGGCUACAUUUGAAAGGAAUGCCUCCACGUUGUUUUUUACAGAAUUAUUCCGAGGAUUGGCAAUGACACUGAGUAUGAUGUUCCGUGAGCCAGCUACCAUCAACUACCCAUUUGAAAAAGGACCUCUCAGCCCCAGGUUUCGGGGUGAGCAUGCUCUUCGACGUUAUCCUUCUGGAGAAGAGAGAUGUAUUGCAUGCAAGCUUUGCGAAGCAAUAUGUCCUGCACAGGCGAUAACUAUUGAAGCAGAACCACGAGCUGACGGUAGUCGACGAACAACGAGAUAUGAUAUUGAUAUGACAAAAUGUAUAUAUUGUGGAUUUUGUCAAGAAGCCUGUCCAGUCGAUGCUAUUGUUGAGGGACCUAAUUUUGAAUUCUCUACCGAGACCCACGAAGAAUUGUUGUAUAACAAGGAAAAGCUUUUGGAAAAUGGUGACAAAUGGGAAGCGGAGAUUGCUGGCAAUAUCAAAGCAGAUUAUUUGUAUAGAUAAUCAGUAAUAUGUGGUAAAAUCAGUCGCUUGAAUGCUUAUUUGUUUAUUGUUUUUCUUGUGACAUAGCAUUUAACGUAAAAUAAUCAAAUAUAUUCUUUUUUGUACUUAGUA